CUUGUUAAACCUCAAUUGGCCUAUUCAAUACCCGUGGACAAUAGCGACCGAGAGUUUGUGUCGAAACUGAAGCAAAAACACAACGCACGAAAUACGGAACAGCCGGAAGAGCGUUUAAGGAUUCGAGAUGAACAGCAGGAAGGAGGGGAUUGUAGUGGGCGAUUGGAGUGGAAUAGUGACCAACAGGAGACGGAGAAUGAACAUCCAUAUAAGAGCGAAUUGGAUGGUUUCGAGAUACCCGCGUCUCAGCUGCAGUUAGGUGAAAGACGCCAAGUUAAAGCACUUGAAGACACUGAAUUGGUCAUGGUUGAUACGGUUGAGAAGUUGGAGAAGGUUAGGGAUGAACUGAAUGCAAGCAGCGCGUUUGCGGUCGAUUUGGAGGUUAAUUUUGCAAUUUUUGUGAUUUUUGUUAUCGUUUUCAUUCUUAUUAUUCUUUAUUGUUUGCAUUAUUUUAUUUGUUAUCAUUAUUGUUAA
Messenger RNA from Anisakis simplex (herring worm), 474 nucleotides. Lineage: Eukaryota; Metazoa; Nematoda; Chromadorea; Rhabditida; Anisakidae. The record is from the annotation of a GenBank genome assembly.